Molecule: messenger RNA, 583 nt
Organism: Sesamum indicum (sesame)
Lineage: Eukaryota; Viridiplantae; Streptophyta; Magnoliopsida; Lamiales; Pedaliaceae
Source: RefSeq, a predicted model, not a curated record
UAGAGAAGUCAUUUUUCCAUCCGUAGAGUUUCUGCAGAAUGGAAACUCUGAUUAAGUUUUCUGUUGCGCUGAUACUUUUGUGUUUCAUCUCUGAAGGCACGUCAGAGAACAAAUGUUCACCAAAUGACAUAACUGUGAAGCAAAACCAGACAGGAACAAAGGUAAAAGGAACAAAGCCUGAAUUUCAAGUGACUCUGUUCAAUGCCUGCCCUUGUCUGGUGGCCAAUGUGAAAUUGACAUGCAAUGGAUUCCACACAGUGGAGAAUAUUCCCCCAAACGUUCUGGUUGUGAAUGGUGGGGAAUGUUCUCUCCCUAAGGGUUCAUUCAUCGCCCCAUUUUCGGGCUAUGUCUUCAGUUAUGCCUGGGAUUCUGAGUAUCAGUUUAAUGUCAAGCCGACCGGGGUCACAUGUGUGUAAGGAAUCUAACGUCUCACUUUAUCAACCACUUUCUUAUUAUCUUGUUAUUUAGUUGAGGGAUUUUGAUAAUGAGAACUUGUGAAAAGUCCAUUCCGUAUUGAAAUUCGCAGAAUCUGAAUACAUCAAAAAGUUAUCAAGUUUUUGAGUCCAUGAGGCGCACCAAAUUA